Lymnaea stagnalis (great pond snail) is the source of this 7602-nucleotide messenger RNA. The record is from the annotation of a GenBank genome assembly. Lineage: Eukaryota; Metazoa; Mollusca; Gastropoda; Lymnaeidae.
GUACAAGCAAGGAGGCUGUCACCCUGUGUAGUGUGUUGUGUUUGCUCUUACCAAGUCCAAAAUUAUAAUUUUGGUAUAUUCCGUUUUUUUUUUUAUUUCAUAGGUUUUUCAUUCUAAUUCUUGUUUUAAUAAUGGCUGGUUCUGCUUUGAAAAGACUCAUGGCAGAAUAUAAGCGUAAGUAUUACUAUAAUAAAUAUGAUUAUAUAAAAAUAAAAGAGUUCAGUAUACUUCAGAAUCAGAAGCCACACGUCGACUCCUCACAAUUGACAAUAAAUUAUAAUUUAUAAAUACAGUGUCAGUGUGACAAUAGUUACAAUAGUAUAGGCAUAGGGUAAGAUAGGUCCUAUAAUUUAUAUAUAUAUAGAUUAUAGAUUUUUUACUGCUUUAGACUUUUAGGCAAAAAGGGCUAUUUUAAAUGUUGGGCACAAGUUUUGGGGAUAAAUUAUAUAAAUUAUAUUAAUAUAAUAUAAGACCGUGGACUGUGGGCUAUUGUUAGUAAACUGCCAAUAGCUUUAGGAGCUAUUUGUAGUUAACUACCAGUAGCUUCUUCCAAGCUGCUAUUGGUAGUUUACUAAAAAAAAAAGCGACCCCAAUUGGUGAUAGAUUGAUUUAGUGCAAUAAUUAUUGAAUUAUUGGUAGUCACAAUUUUAAAUUGAAUUUAUUUUUGAUUAUAACACUGAAAUUUCUCUAAUGUCUAAAGUGUAUGUUGCCACACACAAAAAACAUGUCAAGUGCCAACAAAGUUUAUUGUUUGUGUCUAGUCUCAUAAAUUCACUCCAAUCGGAUUUUCAAGACAUAAUACACUUAUUUUUCUUUCUUUGUAUAUAUUUUAUUUAUGUCCAUAUAACUGCUUAUAUUUUCAUCAAAAUUAUGUAGUUUAAAACAUUGAUUCUGCCUACCCUGCAUUGCAUAGCAUUAAAAAAUUAAUAGUGAUUCCUAGACAUUAAAUUGAUUAAUUUGUGUUAUAGUUGCACAAUAUACCCAAUGAAAUUGUUUAAUUGUACAUAAAAAUAUUGAUGCCUUUAUAAGUUAAUGAGGGCUCAUUUAUGUAAAUAACACUCAGUAUAAAUUUCUCCCAACAACAGAAAAUCAAAAGUAAGGAGUGGGGGGGGGGGGGGGGGGGGGGUUUAGUGUGUGUGUGUGUUGGUUCAAGUGACCUAAACAAUGAUUGGCCUAAGCUUAUUUUAUCAUCGUUAAGCCUAAUUAUAAUCAUGUUAUUAUACUUUAUACAGUUUCAUUUAACUAAAGUAAAAAGAUUUUGAUUUUAAUAUGCACACUUUGUAUGCAGUAAAACUUCUUAUGGUAAUUAUUUAGGCCUGUAUUUUAAUUUAUAAUUUUGAUCAUAAUAAUUAGCACACACAAAAUGUUUACAGCUGGAUUUUAUUUUUACUGCACAUCUUACUUUGGUCUUGGCAAAGAAGAACCUGAUUCCCUUUCCCCCCAGUAUCAUACAUCUAUCUAAGAUCUAUAUUAGGUCUAUAUUUUAAAUUAUAUAGCAAUAUAGCCAAAUUUGAGCGUGGGGAAGGCUGCAGCAGAUAAUGUUAAAACUGUAAAACAGUACUGUAGAUUUUAUAAUUAGUGCCGAGGUGUUGUCACUAGUACAAACUAUUCAUAAAUGAAUGGGGCAAUACUUCGCCAGCCUCAUUGGAAGAGGGUAUUUAAAGCUCAGAUUUUGGUUUGAUUUGAUUGCCUGGACUACCAAUAGCUCUAUAGAAGCUAUUGGCAGUUUACUACAAAUAGCUCCCUGCCCUAACUAGAAGCUAUAGGUAGUAAACUACCAUAGACACUUUCAAAUUAUAAUAAGGCGAGGCAAGGGGCUUAAACUUAACAAAUUGAAUUUGAAGGGAAAAAAUCAUAACUCCACUAUUCUCUAGUGGUCCACUUCUAUAAAUUAAAAGAUAGAAAGAUAAAAAGCUUAGCGCUAGCCCUUUAAUAUGAUAUAUCUUUUAUGGCACUAAUAUCAAUAAGUUUAAGACAAUAUUAAUUUUUUGUCAAAGUACCUAGACCUAAUAUAUUUUGGUCUAUCCAUAUUUAUUGUAUUAUAAAGGCUGUGUAUUGACUAUUGAAAUAGCGGCUCUGCUGGUAAACCAAUUACCAAUGUCUAAGGAUUGAGCCUGGUGCAAACACAGACAUCUGGGGAAUUAAUGCUGAGCCUGGUGCUGUUUUUUGUUCUGGUAGCGGGUUUGGGUAUUCUGAGGGGAAAAGGGAAACUGCAUUUAUAGAGCAUUUCUAGUGACCACAAAUACAUCGAAUAGGAAUCUGGCUCAUCCAUAUGGUGUUUCAAUGUCUUGAAAUUAUUUUGUUUUAACUGCAGAGUUGACACUGAAUCCUCCAGAAGGCAUCAUAGCUGGUCCAGUUGAUGAAGAGAAUUUCUUUGAAUGGGAAGCUUUAAUCAUGUAAGUAAACAUUUCCACAUCUGUAUUUAGGUACAUUUGAUAUUUUUAACUGUAAUUUUACGUUUAGCACAAACUAUUUAAUGAGUUCAUGUGUUUUGUUGGAAAAAGUCUGCGACAAGCAAGCAGUGACGUACCUAUAAUCAUGUGCCAUGACUGACAUACCAGCACAACAGCAUCUAAGACACAACCACUGACUUCAGAUUUUUAUCACGACCCAUAAAUGAACCUAAAAUUUGACAAUUUAUCCAUAUCAAUAUUUGGGUAUUAUCUUUUUAAUGAGCCGUUAAAGCAAGUAUAGGAUUACCAAAUUUAUAUUACCUUUUUAUUUAUUUUUCAAAAAAUUAUUUAAUAAGUAUUAAUUAGAUUUCUAGGAUUUUGUCAUUUUCCCUACAAAAAAUGUCUUUAUGAUCAAAUUGUUUUGGCACCAUUAAAAAGACAAACUAAAAUGUAUUUCUUGUCUAACAUUAUUAAGCUAAUUAAAACUUUUUUUAACCAGGGGACCACAAGAUACAUGUUUCGAAGGUGGUGUUUUUCCAGCACGUUUGACGUUUCCUCCAGAUUAUCCUCUAAGCCCUCCCAAAAUGAAAUUCAGUUGUGAAUUAUUCCAUCCAAACAGUAAGUCAUUAACAGUUGCUUUUGUAUUUUCCGCCCUUAAUUAAUUAUAAUAAUGGAAUUAUAUCUGUUACUUGGUAUGUAAUUUAAAAAGACAAUAACUUUUUAAAGCCAAAUAAAUUUGGUUCUUAUUGUAAGAAAAGAUUGCAAAUAAAUAAUUAAAUGUUUGCAAAUUUUUACUUUGACAAUGGAUUUCAUUUACUUUUCCUUCAAUUUAAGUCCUAGAAUUUAAAUUAAUAAUUAAUUUAUGAAUAAUAAGAAUAUAAUGUUUAAAUAUGGAUAUAAUUUUGUCUCAAUUCGGUUUUGUUCUAUGUUACUAUGGAGUAAAAGAUAAAUUUGUAUUAUACACCCUAUUACUUUACCAAUCACUGAAUGUAUUUUUUUAAUAUUUGAUAUUGAGAGCUUGAAACAAUAUUUCAUCAUUUUUACUGUUAAGUAGAGCACUCUUGAAAUUUAUAGGAAGAGUUUGGUAUUCUGGCCAUAUGCUACAAUUAAUUUGUAACCCUUAUGAACUUGUAUCUAAAGCUGAGAAAGAGCCUUGCUGUAAGAUUUGAAAUGAUGAAAAAAAUUAAUCAAGAUUGUUAACUCUGUUCUCUCUUUCAGUAUAUCCUGAUGGCCGAGUGUGUAUCUCAAUUCUCCAUGCACCUGGAGAUGACCCGAUGGGUUAUGAAACAAGCGCAGAGAGGUGGAGUCCUGUGCAAAGUGUAGAAAAAAUUUUACUUUCAGUAGUCAGUAUGCUGGCAGGUAAGUAACUGUUCAUAUAUAUGUAUUAUUUCACUUAAAUAUUCAUUUGUUAAUUAUAUUCUCAUAUGCUAUGUAUACUUACAUAAACUAAAAUACAUUCUUCAUUGAAACAUUGGGGUCAGCUUGGUUAUUACUUUACGAACUUUAGUUCUUACUCCUUGGUACGUUUGUAAUACAGCCAUACAGUUCAGGAUUUGAUAGAAUGUCUUAUUUUGAACUCAUUAAAACUUCUUAAAUAUUUAUUUAAAUGUAGAUACCUUACUUACUCAAAGAGAAAUGUACAACCUCUAGAAGACAAGCACAGUGAGGAGGAGCACAUGCAUAGAUUAUUUGAAAUCAUCUGUUACACUAUCAUUUCCCUUAUACAUUUUUUAGAGCCUAAUGAUGAAAUAUAUACACUUUGUUUUUUUAGAGCCUAAUGAUGAAAGUGCAGCCAAUGUGGAUGCUGCAAAAACGUGGAGAGAUGAUCGGAAAGGAUUUGAAGAAAUAGCAAAAGUCACAGUUCGGAAAUCCCUUGGAUUGUGAUGACUGUCAAUAUGACUGUGUAACUAUCCCUCCAGUGCUGGUCUGCUUCACAAUUCAUUCAUAUUCUUACCGGGCCUUCUGACAGCACUCAGAACAUCUGGCCUAAACAAGAAUGAAGGAAGAAUGUUGUUUUUUAUGCAGUAAAGACCUCAAUUGUGCUGCAUGAGAUUUCAGUAUCACAUCAUCAUAACAUGAUAUUCAAAUAAAUUCUGUUUUCAAUUAUCAUAUCAUUUUAAGUGAGGACAGCUGAUUUUCUCCCCCCUUCCCCCUGUAGUGCAUUGGGCUGGGCAACAGCUGAUUUCCAUGUCUCUGCCUGCUGCAAUUUUGAGGAACUAGACACUUUAAUUGCUUUUAUUUAAUUUUAAGGUAUUCUGGAAGUGGAUCAUUUUUCUUUGUUAGCUUUUCCUUCUUAGCUUACUAUUUCCCUAGGGUGGCAUCCAGUGAUUAUUCUAAGGAAGUGUUACUGUGGUAGGUGUAAGAUGUGCGAUCAAAAUGUUACUAGGAGAACAGUGCAACUCUCCUUUCCAGCCUUGUUAAUCUGCUUGUUUUUAGGAUCUACUCUUCGCUGUAGCUGUUCCUUAGUAUCUUCUAACAGCAUCUCUGACGGAUUACAUUUAAUGUCAAAGCUGUUUUCAUUAAUUUCUUGCUGGCAUAAAUGGCUGUUGACGUGAUGAUGCUGGCAUACAGGUCAAGGUUUUAGGCUAAUCAGGCUUUAAUCAAACUGUGGAUAAGGCAGGCAUAAACAUCUGCUAAUAAUGUAACUGGCCUAUCACAGUUGGACAUACUGCACAGACAACUUGCACUGCCCAUAAUUUGUUUCCUUUAAAGCUUGGUGAGUUACAUAAUUUUGUUAAUGUUUGAUAUCGUAACAUUUUUAAAAGGCUUGUAUUAACAUUUAUUCAGUAAAAUAUUUUUUGUUAAUUGACAAAUGCACUCAAAUGUAGCAUCAAAUUUUAUUGUGUUUUAUAAAAAAUAAAUUAUUGAAGAAAAUCACAGGUUUUCCAUUUUGCCAUAUUGUCUUAAGUACUGCUGAAAAAUGUUUGCUUCAUAAUUCCUAGAGAGUUGUUCAUGCAAGACAUCUGUAAAAAAAAAAUUUUAAAUAUGCAUCUUUUCAUCCCUCUUAUCCACACAUCCCAGUUGUGGAUGUCCGCAAUCAGCAUUGCACAGUGUGAAAUGCCAGGUUCUAGUUGUAUAAUUAUGUAUAAAGUAAGAGCGCUGAGUCACUAGAUUUAAUAUGCUUUGAAAUAUGUCUGGUAAUAUAAAUCAAUUGACGUUAACGAGAACUGAGAAGUAGACAAAUGUCCUAAAAGCUUUGUUUAAAUUUGUUUGUAAAUAGCAACCAAAUAUUUAGAGUGAAAUUUUACUAACUUCUUAGUGGUUAACGUUUAUAAUUUCGCAAAUUGAUCAGUCAUAGAGGACAUCCACAGUUUUAACAUUUUAAAAACAUACUGGAUGGAAUACAAGCAGUUGGCCUAAAAAUAAUUUGACAAAAAUGGUAGCUUGUGUAAGCUUGCAAGAUCCUUACAUCUUCCCCCUGUCUGCAUUCAACACCCCCCCCUCCCCCUCUUUUGCCAACAUCCUUUAUGAACAGCUCUUAUACAACUGUAUAAAAUUCAAGUAAAUAUUGUUUGCUUGUUUGUAAAGGAAAAUUUAAAAACAAUUAAAUCACUGUUGUCUAUUCAAUAAUCAAUAUCAGUAGUUUUCAAUUUUGAUCACUUUAUAUUUUACAUAAUCAGUUUAUCUGUAAAACUAAAAAAAAAAUUGUAGAAAGCUUUGAAUGCAAAACUAUUUUAAGUUUUCAUUCAAUAUGUGACGUGUUUCUAGCAUAAUUGUCUUAGAAAAUGAAUCAGUUUGUUUAAUGUGUAAUUAAGAACUUUUCCUUUGAAAUUAUUUUAUCCUAAAAUUUAAAAAUAUGGAAUCAAAUAUGUUUAUUUGUGAUUAAAGAAAGUAAUGAAAUAUUUGAGUUCAAAAAGAGAAUCUUCAGAUUUUUUUUGAUUUUUGUCUAUCUAAGGGAGAUAAUUCAGAUCCACUGUUAAAUCUGUCAUCUAAGUUAUGAAGCAAGUUCUUUAAAAAAAUUUGCUCCUGAGAGAUAUUUAUUCAGGUUUAUAUUAUGUAAGUUCAUUAAAGAUAGUAUUUCAUGAUGUUCAUCAUUUAGAUUGUCAUGAUGGCUAUCAGAGUUUCAGAUCCCAAGAUAUCUUCACAUUCACUUGCCCAACACUAAACAUUAUGAAGAUACACACAUUUUUAGAAUGCAAAUGUUGAACAAAUGCAAACCUUUUAUCAGCCGGGAAAUUGAUUUCAGAGCACGAGAGAAUCACAAGGAUGAGUUAAUGCAUGGGAUGGUUGGGAUAUAGUUUUUAGUUUAUUGAGGAAGUAAUGUUCCUAUCUUUAGAUGUCUGUGCUUAUAUGCUUUUUCUGACUCGGUCCAUCAAGAUCCCUAGUCAGGAGGUACUUAUGAAUUUCUUUUAUCAUUAUGAGAAUGAAAUGCGCCAAAAAUCAUCCUGUUCUCAGAGUGGACAAAUUAAAAGGAUUUCACUGGGUUUUUUUUUUUUUGUGUGGACUUGAACCACAACAUAUUACUUGAAAAAUUAAUCUUAUAUAAAAUUAUUUAAAUACAGUUAAUUAGAAUGUAUUGAUUGAUUUUAUAAUGUUAUUUUCUUUUUUUUUUUUUUUUAAAGGUUUGAGGGCAUUUAUUUUUUUUUUUUGUGUUGACUUUAACCACAACAUAUUUCUUUAAAAAUUUAUUUUAUAUAAAAUUAUUUAAAUACAGUUAAUUUGAAUGUUUUGAUUUAUUUUAUAAUUUUUUUUUUUUUUUUUUUUUUUUGUAAAGGUUUGAGGGCAUUUAAGAAAUUAAUAUUUAUUCCCUUACUUGUGAUCAUUUUGUUAAUUUUUUUUUUUAUUACCUUGAAACACCAACCACAUUCAUGGGCUAUUGAUAAAUGAUAAAACAUUUUGAAAUUUCAAAUAAAAAUCAUUCUAAAUUUUUGAAUGAAAAAAGUCUGUCUGCAUAAAACAUUAUGCGUAAUUUGUUACAUAUUCUAUAGUUGGAAAUCAUAUUUAGCCUUCUAAAUGUACAUUCAACGUAUUUUUAAAAGUAGCAAUUGUUUAUUUUAAGUAGUAAAUGUUAAUUUUUUUCCUUUUAUGUUAGUUGACUACUGAAACAGUAAAUAAUUGUUAGGACUGGUAGUUGUAUAUCAAGCAGUUUUAUCAUUUAAAAAAUUUGACCUCAUUUACUUAUUUUAAACUAUUUGUUGUUGUUUCACUCUGUUGACAAUCCACACCAUGUUGAACGAUAAAAAGAAUAAUAAAAUUAUAUUAAAAAGUG